Molecule: messenger RNA, 2721 nt
Organism: Carassius auratus (goldfish)
Lineage: Eukaryota; Metazoa; Chordata; Actinopteri; Cypriniformes; Cyprinidae
Product: cdc42 effector protein 3-like
Exons: 3
Coding region: 184-756 (190 amino acids)
Biological process (GO): Rho protein signal transduction; positive regulation of pseudopodium assembly; positive regulation of actin filament polymerization
Cellular component (GO): plasma membrane; cytoplasm; cytoskeleton
Molecular function (GO): small GTPase binding
Source: RefSeq, a predicted model, not a curated record
AACACUCGGGAUCUACGACCGACUCUGCACUGCAGAAGCAGAGCUCAAAAACGAGACAAAACUGUAAAGAUCUCUUGGGUUACGUCCUCAGAUGUUCAGAUGUGGGCGUGAAACACCUGCACACCUUUCAAGAACCAAUCUUUCUGCCACCAUCUGACGCUGUCGCACUACUGAAGUCUUAAGAUGCCCUUGAGGACGUCGUUACUCCGCAAACCUACGUCUGGACGCUGGCAGAGGAGGCUAUCGAACCGAAAACAGGUUUUGUCGGUCAACAUGAUCAGCCUUCCCCUGGGUGAUUUCCGUCACCUGUCUCACAUCGGUACGAGCGGACACAUGGACAGUUUCGGAGACCUGUCGUUCCUGAAGGAGGGCCACAGUCUCCUGCUGCAGAGCUCCAAGAGCGAGCAGAACCUGUUCCUCCCGCCGCCUCCCAAACCGCCCCGAGUCAACGUGGACGAAGCCGGCCAGUGCAGCCCGAUCUGGGAGCACGCACCGAACAAUCAGAGGCAGAAGUGUAGCUCACUUCCCCUCCUGGACACGGAAGAAGACGAGGACACAUGUUCACACCCGGAGACGACAGGCAUCAGCUGGAGUCCUGCUCGCGGAAGCCUGAGCUCCGGACGGGAUUCGACCCAAACCAACCCAGAGGAAACACAGCCGGACCAAACGGACUCAGCGUUCACGUUCAGUCUGGAUCUGGGACCCUCUAUACUGGACUCUGUGCUGCAAGUGAUGGAUAAAGUCCAUCAAUCGUGAACUGGAAACUAGGGCUGUCAAAUAAAAACUCUAAUUUUGAUAUUUGUCGAACAACAGAAAAAAAAUCCACAUUAGAAUACAAAAACGUUGGAUGGGGGCGGUAUCGUAUCGUUUCGCAGUAUCGUAUCGUUCGCGAUAUACCGGUAGAAUUAGGAUAAGAAUUAAGGUCCUUGCACACAUUUUCGUUUUUGUGUAUCCGUCAUCAUUUCCAAUAAAAAUCUGGUAACGGAUGCAAAAACGCUACAAAUAAACCUUCUCUUUUUAUGAUGGAUGAACGUUUCGGAGGAAGUGUGUAAACGUAACUGACACAACGUGAGGUUUGUGCUUGUGAAAAUUGCGAUUGACUUGGGAUCGUCUUCCCGCGAUAAUAACGAUACAGCCUAGUUGUUGACAAAUUAUUGUGUGCGACCGUAUGUCGGCAGAAGGUGGACGUGAAACGAUACAAGAUAUCGCUAAACGAGGAGCUCCUUCCACAGUGUGGAACUGGUUUGUUCAGAGCUGUACAGUGCGACAUAAAUCAGUCUGAGCUUUGAAUAAAUAUACUACAGUAGCACAGUUUUGCAUGUGCAUGAGCUUGUUUACAAACCUGUUGACCAAAUAUAUAAUUUAUUGACAUGCUUUUUCUCUUAAUUGAGUGUUUUAAAUAACUUUGAGAUGAGAUGGGGUUUUAUCUAACAGAAUGAGGCAAAAAUCAUAAGAUUUUAUAUUAUUAUAUACAGUGAAUCAAAUCAUUAGUGAUCCAGCUUCACCUACAGAACAAGUGAAUAUAAGGUGUUUUUCUUUCGGGAAUCUUUGCAAAUUGGCUUUACUAAUAAUGUGCUAGUUAGCAUGUUCCGUGGCUAAAGUUAAAAGUCUCUUAAGAACAGCUCAUAAAGACUUAAAAAACAUUUCUCGAGACAUCCCACUUCAUCUGCAGUUUGUAAAGUGCCCCUAUUAUGGGUUAUAGAAAAGGUUCAUAUUUGGUUUUGGGAAUCCCCAACAACAUGUCAAGGUCAAAAAACAAUUACAUUGUCUUAUAAUAUGCAUUUAUUUGUAUCGUUUUUGCUCAACGAUUCCCAAACGAUUCACGCAACGAUUCAUUUUUUCAAACCCCUCCUUCGCGUGAGGCUAAUCUGCGGGGAUUGGUAACUUACUCACAUUUCACUGCUGGUUAUAUAUAUGCUCUAUAUAAUCGUGUAUGUGGCGAAAAACAAUCUUGAAUCUUGAUAAAGCAGCGUUUGUGAGCACAGUGAUGCUUAGUUACUGGGGAAACAGCUAUUUUUACUGCUACAAAAGCACCACCUAGUGAUAAAAAGGGAAUUUACAUUUUCACUCAUACCAAUGUGAAAACUGACUGAUGGUUUUUGACGUAAACAUGAAACACCUUGGAUUUCAUUUUAAAAACUUUUUUCAAUUUUUUUUUUUGAGAGACUAUGAAUAACUUUAUACACGGUUCACUUUCAGAUUUAAAACUGUGCAGGGUGUUUUCAUUCACUUAGAGCUGUGUUAUAUAGUUAUGGGGUAUAUUAAACUAAAAAGUACUUUUUGCGAUUGGUUUUACUUUUUAUUAAUACGUACAUGAUGCUGUUUUGUUUACAAUAGUUAAAGCAACUUAAUUAAUUAUAUUUGGUUUAUACACAUUACUUUAAACACUAUGCACUUUGUUUCAAAAACACUUGCGUUGUUUUAUAACUUCAAAUAAACGUGCGUUAGUAAUAUUUUGCGUGAUGCGCCCUCUUGUGGCCUUUUCCCCUCUAACUGAAAUUAUGCCUUUUAUAUUCAAAUAUAAUUCAAAUACUGAUAAUACUUAAGUACAAAACUUGAAUUUAGGUUAAUUUAGCUAAUUUGACAGCCCUGCUGGAAACGGCCUGGAACUCGCUGCAGGAAGCUUGACAGAAAAGCAGCAGUGUUUCUGAUCCAACAUCUGAACUCUGGACAAUAAUAACAACACUCAAAACAUUGCUCAACAGGACAUUUCUUCCUGGA